Messenger RNA from Clupea harengus (Atlantic herring), 2779 nucleotides. It is a transcript of the gene plcxd1.1, whose product is annotated as phosphatidylinositol-specific phospholipase C, X domain containing 1, tandem duplicate 1. Gene Ontology annotation, biological process: lipid metabolic process. Gene Ontology annotation, molecular function: phosphoric diester hydrolase activity. Lineage: Eukaryota; Metazoa; Chordata; Actinopteri; Clupeiformes; Clupeidae. The record is from RefSeq and is a predicted model, not a curated record.
GUCUAGUCUACUAUGUGCCCCCCUUAGCAUUAUCCCCUUCGUCUCUCUAAAAGUUCUCCCUUUAAAACACUGUCUGCCGAUGUAGUUAAUUACACACUGCACCAAAUGUACAAUGUGACAAAGAAGCAAUGCGGUGAUUCCGGGUAGUAUUUGGGAAAAGCACAGUGUCGUCGGGAAAUGGCCCUUUACCCAUUGCACUGAGGUCAGCAUUUCAACUCUCGGUUGCUUGUAAUCACACACGGAUGGUGCAGCAGUCGAAGUGGUAUUAGGUGUAGAGUCUAGGUUGAUUUUAGGUUGCACUCUGCUUCACCAAUGAGGAUCGUAUGAUAUCAGUGGAAUCGUUAUUGCCAGAAGGAACUUAGCCACUGGCUCUUUAAAAGGGCAGUUUGUUGUAGCAUCUGCCGAUUACACGGACUCAAAACCCCGCCUUCACGAAACUGGCAUCGAUUCUUACCGGUAGCACUCCGCAGUCCUCACGUUUCAGUCAUCAAAUUGUCAUUGGAAGGUGUCUUGUUCAGGAAUUUUGGAGGAAGACAGAAAUCUUUUGCUGAAUUUAAAUGUGGAUAAGUGCUCAAAUGGAAUAAUGUGAGCGGUUUUAUGGGGUCCAUCGGACAGUCUUGUUCCUUGUUGUCUAAUUUCGGUCUACUGCGUCCUACCCAACACCGUGGGAUUAUUCACGGGAUACCCUGCCAAAGUUCAACCUGAUACCACCAAUGGCCAGUAGUACUCUACAUAUCGACCUCAUUUUUCUUUGACAGCUAUGUUUUUAACGGAAUGCUCGAGUGGAUUUGUUCCUGUGACACACCCUUUCACGUCUGAAGUAAUGUGUUUGUGCUCAUUAAAAUGAAACAAGAUUGACCUGCUGGUACAAUCAGCCUCCAGCAUAUACUGUAUAACAGAAACGGUUCGAAGAUGUCCUCAGUGGUUUUGUCAGAAGUCUGUGAGGUGCCACUCAAAGACCUGCCCUUGGACAACUGGAUGGCACAUCUACCCAAUGCAUUGUGGGACAUACCACUCUGUAAUCUAUCCAUCCCAGGGAGUCAUAAUGCAAUAACAUACUGUCUUGAUAAGAAUGACCGGUCCCCAGUGGAUCUUACCCAGCCAGACGUUCUACAGAAGCUGGACAAGUACAUGAAACCUCUGAUUCGACCUUUUGUUUACAAAUGGGCAAUUGCGCAGGAGUGCACUGUGACGGAGCAGCUUGAUGGUGGAGUCAGGUACUGUGACCUCAGAAUAGCCCAUCGACCCAACGACAGCUCCACCGACCUGUACUUCUACCAUGGAGUAUACACUGCCAUUACAGUAGAGACGGUGCUGAAGGAGAUCAGGGACUGGCUGGAUGCUCACCCACGAGAAGUCGUCAUCUUGUCCUUCAGUCACUUCCUGGGUCUGAGCCAGGAGCUCCACACCAUGCUCAUCUCUACAAUCAAGAAUGUAUUUGCCGCAAAGCUGUGUCCAAAAUCGGAGCCAGUGACCCUGCGCAACCUAUGGAGUCGAGGAUUUCAGCUCAUCAUCUCUUACGAGCACAAUGUAACCAACUGCCACAGUGACCUGUGGUCCCAUAUCCCGUACUGGUGGGCCAACAAGUGCAAAGCUGAAGCGCUGAUAGAAGAGUUCGAACGACGGAAGCAGAACGGCAGGCCAGGUGGGUUCUUUGUCACGGGUAUCAAUCUCACCGAGGACCUGAAGUAUAUCUGUUCCCAUCCCACUGAAUCUCUGAAGGACAUGGUCAUGUCCACCUACCCAGUGCUGCUGUCCUGGCUGAAGGAGCAGAGACCAGGAUCCAACACGGGCUCAAUCAACAUCAUCGCAGGGGACUUUGUGACUGAGAGCCAGUUUGUUCCAACCGUCAUUGCACUGAAUGAGAAGCUACUGAAACGAACCUCGUAAUAUUACGUUUUAAUUUUUUUGGGUCAAAACUAUUCAUUUUUUUGUUCUUCCUUUAAAAAAAAAAGAUUAGCAUGAAACAGAGAAUGUCAGUUCGUUCUUUGAAUGAAUAUUUACCUCCGGCAUUUUGAGAUUUGAUAGGAUAAAUUUGCACUCUUAAAAUGCUGAUGUUUUUUUUCUGGGCUAUAACGGAAAGUAUGCACUGAUUUUUUAUUGCUGACUUAAGUACCUUACUGUAAGUAACCUUACUGUUAACGCAAUGUCUUACUUUUUAUUUAAUUAGGAAGUCACUCAGUUAUUAUUCAACUGACCCUUGCAAUAAUUAGGUCACUUUUUUCAGAGCCCUAAAAUGGAUUUGUAAUUUUUAAGGUCCGUACAAAAAGUGUAGCACUUACAGAUUUGAUGUGUGACAUUAGAAUAGAUGAGUUCAUUCAUUUUGAAGCACAACACGUUUGCCAUUGGUUACCAGUAGCACAGAUGUUCCCUUUACAGAAAUAUGUCUUUGGGUUAGCAUGAGGGUUCUGAGAUGCAGUUUCAGACAUCACAACCUACAGGACCCAUGUAUGCAAGCACACAAUAUUUACCGACCAGAAUCUCACAGGUGUUACACAUUACCAAUAUAGUUAGGUGUAGGAAUACAACAUACUGCUUCUUUCGGAUGCAUGGUACCAGUGGUAUGACUCCUGGCAUGAGGAUUUUUUGUAUUACAACUUUGCUGCUACUGUUCCACAUUUACCAGUCAAGAAAGCAUGAACUCUUUGUCAGCAGGACUUAAGACAAUGGCAUUGUGGAGAAUAUUCACCUUUACAGAAAUAAAGAAAACAAACUCCAGCUGAGAAAAAAAUAAGAAUGUUUCAAAAGGUGUGAAAUAAAGGGAACUAAAGCUAUCAAA